This is a messenger RNA of Knipowitschia caucasica, 1836 nucleotides long. NCBI's taxonomy places the organism in Eukaryota, Metazoa, Chordata, Actinopteri, Gobiiformes, Gobiidae. The record is from the annotation of a GenBank genome assembly.
AUGGACAUUUCAGAACUUUGUCUUCCAGACCCUCUCAGCUAUCAUAACCAGGCUUUGUCCAAUUCAUUAGAGAGAUUCCUGCGUCCCCUGGCCACGCUGGAGCCCUCUCAUUUCUGGCUGCUGAAUAGAAUGGCUGCUGAUGACCGGCACCUGCCUUCCAGUUGUGGGUCCUACAUCAAAACAGAGCCGUCCAGUCCAUCCUCAGUCAUCGACACAGUCAGCCACCACAGCCCCAGUGGCAACUCUGACGCCAGCGGAGGCUAUGUGAGCACCAUGAACCACUCCAACGGCUUGGACUCUCCCCCCAUGUUCACCCCCGGCGGGCUCGGCCCGGGAUCCUGUCGCAAGCGCUAUGAUGACUGCUCCAGCACCAUCAUGGAGGACUCCUCUAUUAAAUGCGAAUACAUGUUGAACUCCCUUCCCAAGAGGCUGUGUUUGGUCUGUGGAGAUAUCGCCUCUGGGUAUCACUAUGGAGUGGCCUCAUGUGAGGCCUGCAAAGCCUUUUUUAAAAGAACAAUACAAGGGAACAUAGAAUACAGCUGUCCCGCCACAAACGAGUGUGAGAUCACAAAACGGAGACGCAAGUCGUGUCAGGCCUGCCGCUUCAUGAAGUGUUUAAAAGUGGGGAUGCUAAAGGAAGGUGUACGUCUGGACCGUGUGCGAGGGGGCAGACAGAAGUACAAACGGAGGCUGGACGCAGAGAACAACCCUUACCUGGGGCUGACCCUCCCCCCUCCCACCAAAAAGCCCCGUGAGUACUGCCCAUUGUCUCCCACCUCCGCCGUCCCUCUGCCAGGCCAGCAAGCAGUCACAAAAAUAGUAUCGCACUUACUGGUGGCCGAACCAGAGAAGAUCUACGCCAUGCCAGACCCCACCAUGCCAGAGAGCGACAUCAAGGCCCUGACCACUCUGUGCGACCUGGCAGAUCGCGAGCUUGUCGUCAUCAUCGGCUGGGCCAAACACAUCCCUGGCUUCUCCACCCUGUCCCUGGGCGACCAGAUGAGCCUCCUGCAGAGCGCCUGGAUGGAGAUCUUGAUCCUGAGCAUCGUGUUUCGCUCUCUGCCGUACCAGGACGAGCUGGUCUACGCCGAGGACUACAUCAUGGACGAGGAGCACUCGCGGCUGACCGGCCUCCUGGACCUGUACCUGUCCAUCCUGCAGCUGGUGCGCAAGUACAAGAAGCUCAAGGUGGAGAAGGAGGAGUUUGUCACGCUCAAAGCCAUCGCUCUGGCCAACUCAGAUUCUAUGCACAUAGAGGACAUGGAGGCGGUGCAGAAGCUGCAGGACGCUUUGCACGAGGCUCUCCAGGACUACGAGGGCAGCCAGCACCAGGAGGACCCUCGGAGGGCAGGGAAACUGCUCAUGACGCUGCCCCUGCUGAGGCAGACCGCCACCAAGGCAGUGCAGCACUUCUACAGCAUCAAGGUGCAGGGCAAGGUGCCCAUGCACAAACUGUUUCUGGAGAUGCUGGAGGCCAAGCUCACAGACAUGCAGCUGUGUGCCACCCAAGCCACCAACCGACUCAUCCAAGCAUUCAAGCAUCCAGAGGCGCACCGCGAGCUGUUGCAAAUGGAUCGGUCACAGGAAACAGGCAGACAGACACGCUCGCUGAUGGAGGUGGGGGGCCGCGGGGGGGCGGGUGCGGCUCCAUUAUUUCAGGAAGCUGAUAUUCCAGGGACUUACAGUAUUCCCUCCUCUGUGUUGCUCUGCUCUUCCUCAUCUUCCUCCGAAAAACAAGCAACUCCUCCUCACCUCCUGCAGUGCUCCUGUCCGGCUGUGAUGGCCCACCAUGACACCGGCCUGACCCUGGACCAUCACACGGAGGCUUUUAGCUGA